Messenger RNA from Xiphias gladius (swordfish), 1044 nucleotides. Its product is annotated as urea transporter 2-like. Gene Ontology annotation, molecular function: urea transmembrane transporter activity. Gene Ontology annotation, biological process: urea transmembrane transport. Gene Ontology annotation, cellular component: membrane. Lineage: Eukaryota; Metazoa; Chordata; Actinopteri; Istiophoriformes; Xiphiidae. The transcript has 9 exons. The record is from RefSeq and is a predicted model, not a curated record. The coding region runs from base 1 to 1044 and encodes 347 amino acids.
AUGGACAAUAGCAACCAGCAUUCACAUGAAGAAGCUCCAGAAAGCUUCUUUCUCUUCAGAGCUGUUGGGCUUUUCACCGGGGACAUGCAUCUCUGUGGAGAAUGGGUAAAAAGACAGGGUGUGGUAAUCCAACUGCUGGACUGGAUUUUCCGAGGGGUGGCCCAGGUCAUGUUUGUCAACAACCCUCUCAGUGGGCUCCUCAUCACGGCCGGCCUCUUCCUGCAGAACCCUUGGUGGGCUCUGAAUGGGCUGCUGGGCACCCUUGUUUCUACUCUAUCUGCCAUUUUGCUGGGACAAAACAGGGAGGCCAUAUCAGCAGGUUUAUACGGCUACAAUGGAGCCUUGGUCGGCAUACUGAUGGCUGUUUUCUCUGCCAAAGGAAGCUGGUACUGGUGGCUUUUACUGCCAAAUGUGUUCAUGUCCAUGUUGUGCCCGGUGGUCUCCAGUGCUCUGUCCUCAGUUGCCAGCAAAUGGGACCUCCCAGUAUUCACGCUGCCCUUUAAUAUGUUGGUGUGUCUACACGUUGCAGCCACAGGAGCCAAUCACCCCUACUUUCCGGAGGUGGAUAUCCAACCAAAUAACCAUCUGCACCCCCAUCACGACUCCAUUCAAAGCCUGAAUAUCUCUGAGCUACUCCUGUCGGUGCCAGCCGGUGUUGGCCAGGUGUACGGCUGCGACAGUCCUUGGACAGGAGCUCUCAUCCUUCUGGCCCUGCUGCUCUCCUCACCAACUAUCUGUUGUCAUGCCAUUUUGGGCUCUGCUGCUGGCAUGUUGUCUGGAGUCUUCUAUGUUAUAACAUGGCAAACCCAUAUACUGGCUCUAAUAUGUGCAUUUUUCUGUGCAUACGUGACUUCAGCCAGCUCGAAAUUGAUGUCCGUGCUUGCAUUACCAGCCUGCACGUGGCCUUUCUGCCUGUCAACUCUCAUCUUCCUCCUCAUUUCCUCUGAGAUCCCAGCCAUCUGCAGACUGCCUCUGUCUGUGGUCUCCUACCCUGAGGAAAAUCGGCGCUACCAGAGACAAUUAAAGGCCUCAGAGAAAGCUUAG